This is a messenger RNA of Didymodactylos carnosus, 723 nucleotides long. Lineage: Eukaryota; Metazoa; Rotifera; Eurotatoria; Philodinida; Philodinidae. The record is from the annotation of a GenBank genome assembly.
AUGGCUUUAAUAUCCUACGAAGAUGAUAAUGACAAGGUCGAUGAGACAACUGCCCGUGCUGAUAUAGAAUUGGUAUUAAACGAUUUACAACGUGUCUACAUUGAUUUGGGUCAUCUAAUUCAACAAAUCGAUUCAGUAACAAAUCGAUUUGAAUCAAGCCUUCAAAUUCUUAACAAUAAUAGUGAUGGAAAAAAAAAAUCACUUACACUUCCAUUUCAUUAUAAAACGGAUAUGGAUACCGGUGUUUGUGUUAGUAUUGGACGAUCAACAACUACUACUACGGCACUUGUUACACAAAAAACUAAUUCAACAUUUGCAAUAAAAACAAAUGGAGUUGCGACUAUAUUUCGACGAUGUAGACCAAAAUAUUUUACUUCAUCAUUUCGACCGAUAGAAGAGAAUGAUGUUGAUUAUUAUGAACGUAUUUUCGAAGAGACAAUUGAAUCCACAUCGUCGGAUUUAACGCCUGAUCAAUUAAAGGAUUUUGUUGAUGAUAUUCAAUUUUUAAAAUCCUAUAUUUCGUCGAUAACAACUCCCAUCGAUCAAAAUGAAGAUAAUUAUUUAUAUAAUUCUAUUCCAAAUCAUAAAAGUGAUACUUGCUCGUUAUCAAUAUCAAAUGAAAGUUCAACAUCAUCUAACAAUCAAACACGGCAGAAAUCAACUUUUAUUCAAAAUAUAGAAAAUAAAUGUUUCAACAUUGAGUCAAGAGCAACUAUGUUGUAA